Ambispora leptoticha is the source of this 1373-nucleotide messenger RNA. Lineage: Eukaryota; Fungi; Glomeromycota; Glomeromycetes; Archaeosporales; Ambisporaceae. The record is from the annotation of a GenBank genome assembly.
GGAAGGCACCUCGUAAAGAGGAGAUGGCAUCUCAUAAAGAGAAGGUAAACAGCAUCCCAUUAAGGGAGGACCAAGAAUUCGUGAAACUAAAAGGUGUCACUGCUGUAGGAGAAAAAAAGAUUGAAGAAAUGUUUUAUGUACAGCAUAUGAUAUUUAACGCGACUUUUAACGUGACUUUUAUGUGUAACAUUACAUCAUGCUCUGAAGUAGGAAAGCUAAGAUUACUGGGCUUGAGGGUCGAAAAUGCUGAUGUUAAGACCAAGUACGAUGAUGCUAUAAAUGAAAUUACGAAGCUAAAGGCUGAGCUCAAGAGUAGAAUCGAGGAGCUAGAGAAGGGUAGGACGGAUACUGUUGCUGAAAAUGCCAGGCAUGAUGAUACAAUUUCUGAGCUUAAGGCCGAAGAAGUUGUUAAUAUACCUAGCUCUGUUGUGGACCAGCUUAAUAAUGUUUCUGAAGUUUCAUCCAAAUCUAAAAUCCAGUUUUCUUACACGAAUAAUGGAGAUAUUAUUAGUCUAUAUAAAAAUGCAUGUGAUGCGGAAAUAGACGCAAUCAAAGCCAAUAGAGAAGAAACAUUACGUUGGUGUUUCUAUACUAGAGAAUUCAAAAGCAUGUAUAAAGAUUUUAUGGUCAACAAUAAAGUUGGAGAAAAGAAGGCAAAAGGGCGUUUCUUUACCGCAUGUAUAACCUCUAUUCCCGAACUGGAAAAAGCGCUUGAGUCUGAAGUAUCUGAAUUUUCGAGCCGUGAACAGGAAUUGCUCGACCGAAUCGCGUCAUUGGAGGCAUCGAUUAACAAGUCUGUCCAUGCUGUUGUGUUGCAGAAUUCGAUGUCAUCCUCUCAAAAUUCCAUACGUGCAGUAUACCAAACGCCAGCACUUGAAAAUGAUGGCGCGGUGUUCAACAUGUUUCAAGUUUACCGUAUUCAUAGAGACCCCCUUGAAGGCUUUCAACAACUGGACAUUCCCGAAAGUUUGCCAACUCUACAAUCUGAGCGAAGAUCUGAAUCCAGAUAUGUCCGUAUCCCGACUUUUUCCUGUGGUUGCUCUGAUACGAAAAACGAAAAGUUCAGAACCGCCCUGGAUAAAUUAAUGGUAGAACUAAAAACUCGUCUCCCAUCAACCUCUCAUACGAAGCAACAAAAACGAUAUAUACCUACUCGUAUGCGGAAUUAUAUUGCUCCCGUUCGUGAACGAUAUAAUUCUUAUUACACUAUUCCAUCCUCACUAGGAAAAAACGGGCAAGGUAAAACCGAUUAUGGGAUGGAGUCUUGUGCGACAGGGCGGAUUAUUGGCGUUGUAGAAGUCAAGAGGGAAGACUUUUUGCAAGGCAUUGUGCAGGCGAGCGUACAAAUGGAGUCAUCAUUGGCGAGUACACAA